Molecule: messenger RNA, 2399 nt
Organism: Anopheles marshallii
Lineage: Eukaryota; Metazoa; Arthropoda; Insecta; Diptera; Culicidae
Gene: Toll-9
Product: toll-like receptor 6
Exons: 5
Coding region: 51-2399 (782 amino acids)
Biological process (GO): inflammatory response; toll-like receptor signaling pathway; immune response
Cellular component (GO): membrane
Molecular function (GO): protein binding; transmembrane signaling receptor activity
Source: RefSeq, a predicted model, not a curated record
UCAGUGGCUUACCAACGGUUCGUCCGGCAGGUUGGUAACGCGUCGAUCGAAUGGAAAUAUCCGCGCCGUACCGUAACCUUACCGUGCUCGUGAUUGUGCUGCUAGUGCUGCCCACCGUAUAUCGAGCGGAUCGUGCCGUGGUGGUGACGGCCACCGACGCAACCGUAGACCCAACCGACUGCGAUCUGCUCGGUUGCGGUGGCAGUUACGCGUGUUACGGCAAUGGGUGGCCAAACUAUUUGCCCCACCGACCGGGCGAACGGUACAACAUCCCGCUGAGUGCGUUCCACGUCGGGUCGAGUCUGCAGCAGGGCCAGCCCGAAUGUUUGCUCGGCAAUGCGAACAACUACCUGCCCUGGGUGACGGCGGAAGGACGGCUUACCGUGCGCCAGGGCCGGCAUGCACUCGACCUGUCCAACCUGCGCCUCAACGACCGCGGUCUCACGAGUUUGGUGCAGGGUGUCAGUGCACUGGUGCCACUUGAAGAAGUACAACAUCUAACGAUGGCGUACAACGAGCUUACCGUCAUCCCAUCGGCAACGCUGAAAACCUUCCCGAACGUACGUCUUCUCUCACUGACCGGCAACUUCUUUACCGAAUUUAUCGAGGAAUUGGCUUCGCAAAACAGGCUGCCGCUUCUGUCCCGACUACGGGUGCUCGACAUGCGAAACUGCAGCUUGCGAACGCUUCCGGUAGAUUUUUUCAAAAACGUUAACCUGCAAUACCUUUUCCUAUCGCACAACUACAUCACAACACUGCCGGCGGAGGUAUUCUACCCGAUGCGAAACUUGCUGCACCUAGACCUGUCCAACAUGGACACACGCCGGACCGGCGAGGAGCGGAUCGAGAAUCCGUUCAUGAAGCUGAUCGCUGGGGUGGAUCUGCAUCAAGACAUCUUUUUCCCACUCAUAAGCCUAGUGUUUCUCGACCUGUCCAACACCCGGCUCGAGUAUCAAGCGUUCAUUGCGCUGCGCUCGAUCCAGCGGCGGGUGAAGUACGUCAGCUACUGCAACAUCGGGCUGCCCGCGAUCGUCGACUAUCUGUUUCUGGCGAAAUCGAUCGAGAUGCUUGACAUCUCGUACAACGUUGGCGUAGCGCAAUCGCUCCAUUCCGCCAGCUUCACGCUGCUCGCCAACAGCCUGGAGGUGUUGUACUUCAAAGACUCGAUGGUGCAGCAGCUCAGCUGGUUGGCUCCGCUGCAGAAACUGCGCGUGCUGAACCUGCGCGGCAACAUACUCCGCAUGCUGCACCGGGAAAGCUUCGAAAAUCUGAGCAAUCUGGAGCAGCUGGAUCUGAGCUACAACUACAUAUCCGCCUGGAACCAGCAGAUCCUUACCGCUACGGAUGCGCUGCAGAGUGUAAACCUGCGCAACAACAGCAUCGUCAUCCUGACCACCGAUAUGCUGUACGAUUUCUCGCGCCUAAGCGCCAUGGGGUUGGGCGGAAAUACGAUCCAGUGCUCGUGCAACUACGUGAAGUUCCUGCGCAACAUUGUCCACAACCGGACGGAUGUGCCGGGUGCGUACACCAUUUCGGCGGAACCGCUAAUCGUGGGCAAGCACGGCCUCGCUCCGAACCCAGCGUCUACCAAGCUGUCGCUUCAGCACGUCCAGCUGUUCGAUUACGACGAGUCGGAGUAUUUGUGUAUGAACUUUACCAGCAACCAGAAGCUCGAUCCGCUGGAGCUCCAGGACUGCAUGAUAGCGGACGAUGAGCUGAUCAACGCGGAUCUACCGGACGUGCAGGAUAGGGAACAGGAGCAUGCGAAGAAUCAUACGCUGGUGUACAUACUCGUGAGCGUGGCGAUCAGUUUCCUGAUCGUGUGUGCCGUCGGGCUGUUCUAUUACUGGUUCCAUAUUAAGUACUUCUUCAAGAUCAUCAAAAACUCGGCCGUGCUGAGCUUCUUCAACGACGAUAAGCUUUAUCUGGACAAGAGCGGACUGCUGAAGGAGGCCGACUUUCAUUACGAUGUGUUCGUGAGCUACAGCAAUGCGGAUCGGACCUGGGUGUUGGAUCAGUUGCUGCCGAACAUGGAAGGUGUUAGUCAGAUAAAUUUAUGUUUGCACGAACGUGAUUUCGAGGUUGGAUACGGAAUUCUGGAGAACAUUAUUUCGUGCAUGGAUCGGUCACGCUGUCUGAUGCUGAUAGUGUCCGAAAGCUUCCUGCUUAGUCACUGGUGUCAGUUCGAAAUGCAUCUAGCCCAGCAUCGGUUGCUUGAAACUCGUAGAGAUGAACUUAUUUUAGUACUGCUGGAGGAUCUUCCUAAGCGCAAGUGCCCGAAAACGCUCAGCUAUCUGUUGAAAACGAAAACCUACAUCAAAUGGCCGACGAAGUCGGUGGACGAGCAGUUGCUGUUUUGGAAGCGAUUGCAUAAAGCAUUGUUGGCGGCAAAAAGAUAG